Molecule: messenger RNA, 619 nt
Organism: Python bivittatus (Burmese python)
Lineage: Eukaryota; Metazoa; Chordata; Lepidosauria; Squamata; Pythonidae
Gene: RPS10
Product: ribosomal protein S10
Cellular component (GO): cytosolic small ribosomal subunit
Molecular function (GO): structural constituent of ribosome; RNA binding
Source: RefSeq, a predicted model, not a curated record
GGCAGGAAGAGAUUUCAUUGCGCAUGCUCUUUCUUUUCCAGCCGUGGACCUGAGAGUGCCGCCACGAUGUUGAUGCCUAAAAAAAAUCGUAUUGCAAUCUAUGAACUCCUUUUUAAGGAGGGUGUGAUGGUAGCCAAGAAGGAUGUCCACAUGCCUAAGCAUCCAGAAUUGGCAGACAAAAAUGUGCCCAACCUCCAUGUUAUGAAAGCAAUGCAGUCCCUGAAAUCUCGCGGCUAUGUGAAAGAACAGUUUGCCUGGAGGCAUUUCUACUGGUAUUUGACCAAUGAGGGCAUCCAGUACCUUCGGGACUAUCUCCACCUACCACCUGAAAUUGUGCCUGCCACUUUGCGCCGCAGCCGUCCUGAAACUGGCAGACCCCGGCCCAAAGGAUUGGAGGGUGAACGUCCUGCUCGUCUUACACGAGGAGAAGCUGAUAGGGAUACCUACAGACGAAGUGCAGCUCCUCCUGGUGCAGACAAAAAGGCAGAAGCUGGUGCUGGGUCAGCUACUGAAUUUCAGUUUAGAGGUGGAUUUGGACGUGGACGUGGUCAGCCCCCUCAGUAGAAAACUGUUGCUGUUUGGUUGCAUCUUGUGUAUAAUAAAUAGGUGAAAAAAAUCA